Messenger RNA from Schizophyllum commune H4-8, 1550 nucleotides. RefSeq lists its product as uncharacterized. The record is from RefSeq and is a predicted model, not a curated record. The transcript has 2 exons. NCBI's taxonomy places the organism in Eukaryota, Fungi, Basidiomycota, Agaricomycetes, Agaricales, Schizophyllaceae. Bases 103 to 1185 code for a protein of 360 amino acids.
CCUCCACAUCGGAUCCUUCACAUUCUAGACGUCCACUCGUUUUUUUUCUCCUUUAUAAUUUACUCGCUCUUUGCGGACAAUCUCCAGGGUCAAAGAGAUACCAUGUACGGCGCACUCAAGAUGACGGCGAUCGAUCCUGUGCUUGCAUUACCCUCAACGACUUCUGUCUCCAAGAUCGCCGAAAGAGAAAGUCACAUUGCGACGCCGCCUAAGACCAACAGUCGCAUCGGCCUCCUCACCUGCGAUCAGUACAAGAACGACGUCGAAGCGCGCUUUCUGGCUCCGCUCUCUGCCGCCCAACGCAGCAAGGCCCUGAUCUCUCGCGCGAACUACGACACUAUUGUCGCCGCUCUGGACUCUACGGAUCCUGCUGUCAUCGCCUCGCUGCGCACCUCCGAGAUUCCGGACGAACGUGCGCACUACAUCCGCUGGGCUGCCAACACCUUCACGCUCGCCUAUGGUCCUGCCGGUCUACGCCUCCUCGAAAACGACCGCCCAGUCGCCGUGCAAGACGAACUCUACGACAUCCUCUGCGCUGCGCACGCCGCCGUCGACCACGGUCCCUUCGACGCGACCUACGAGCACCUCUGCGCCGCGCACGCGCGCAUCCCACGGAAGCUCGUCGCCAUGUUUGUCCGCCUCUGCCCCACGUGCCUCGGUGCUCAGUCUGGGAACGACAAUCUCGUCGACCUUGCGGUUGCGGAAGCAACCAUGGAAAACGACGCGAAGCGUGCGCACGACGGCUCGCUCACCGCUAUUCGCAAGCUCGUGCGCACCGCAUCCGAAGUCUCCGUCAGCAUCGUCUACGGGAAGGAGAACGCGGCGCCGGAGCCCGUUGAUCACGAGCUGGACACGGAUGCCGAAACGCUCGCCUACUCGGAAAGUGUCACUUCGAUCCUCUCGCCGAUCUCUGCGUCGCCCUGUCCGCCGCCUAUGCGCGCGCCUGCACAUUCUGCUCCUGCACGUUACUCGGCGAGGGGCAGCGCGCUCCCUCCGAUGAAGCGCCAGGCAUCCCUAUAUGCGGGAUUGCCCAACGGCUGGCAGUUCAAGUUUGACGACUACGGCAAGGCGCGCAAGCACUUCGUCGAAGACAGGGCGAAGGGCGGGAGGAGCAUCAUGGCGUUGGAUACAGUGGUUAGCGAGGGAGAUGAGGGCGGGCAGAUGCCUGUGGAGGGGCUUCCUUGAGAAGGGGCGGUUAGGUGUUCGUGCUUCCCGAGCGUGAGCGUAUUUCGUGCUUCCUGAGCGCGAGCAUAGAUUUGUGCAUAUACCCCGAUGCAGCGAUACCCAACUUGUAGAUUGAGAGCAAUGAUGGCAUUGUCGAGUGUUCUCCUUUGUGUAGGCGUUGGCUGCCUUCUUUGGGUGGGCGCUGAUUGCAUCUUCCUGUGGGCGCAGAUCGUAUCCUCGAGGGAGGCGUCGCUUGUUCUUCGAGCAGGUGCUGCUUAUGUCAUAAGCAGGCGCUGCUUUAAAGCAGUCGCAGGACGGAUAAUUCGUUGCAUACCAGUCGAGAAGUACUAGUACAGUACGCAUUGAUAUAACCACGGAGCGCUGCG